GUGGAAGACGCAGGACAGGUCUUCCUCCUAAUGAAGAAAGACUAUCGGAUCUCCCGCAACGUGCGCCUAGCCUGGUUCCUCAAUCACCUGCAUCAAGUCAUUUGGGCUGUGCCUGAGUCAGAGCUGGUGAAGUCAGAUAAUGAACUGGAUGUUCUCAGCAUCCUGCCAAAUGGAUGGCAGCCACAUGAGUCUGUCCGGCCUAGGCCCUAUCUCCUAGUGCCUUCCACACAGGUCACCUUCCUGGCACGACAGUACCGCUUUGUGAUUGAGCUCGAUCUGAGCCCAUCCACAGGCAUUGUGGAUGACUCAACGGGGGAGAUCAUUUUUGAUGAGGUGUUUCAUGCCCUUUCGCGAUGCCUAGUGGGAUUGCUAAAACCCUUCCGAAUUCCUGGUUCAGAAAUUACCUACCAGCCAGAGAUCUUUGUCACCAUCCAAGCAUAUUCCUCCAUCAUUGGCCUGCAGUCCCACCAGGUGCUAUUCCAAGGCUGUCAGCUGGAUGAGACCAAGAGAGAGACCUUCCUGCAGGAAAUUUACACGCAGCUGUGUGCCUUUGAGAAUAAAGUGGCUGAGAUGCUCCAACAACAGUAUGAACCCAAGCCCCAG
Terrapene triunguis (Three-toed box turtle) is the source of this 603-nucleotide messenger RNA. RefSeq names its product KICSTOR complex protein SZT2-like. The transcript has 4 exons. The record is from RefSeq and is a predicted model, not a curated record. Gene Ontology annotation, cellular component: peroxisome. NCBI's taxonomy places the organism in Eukaryota, Metazoa, Chordata, Testudines, Emydidae. The annotation marks the transcript as partial.